AUGACUGCUGAUGGAUAUCCUUUGGUUGGUCCAUUUGACAAGAACUACUGGGUUCCUAUUGGCUUCCCUGAUGGUGUAAGUAGCGGCGGUGGGAUAGGAAAGUAUAUUGCUGAUUGGAUGGUUGACGGAGAACCCGCGCCGAAGAGCUGUUUGAUACUGACGCAAGUUAAGAUAAUCAUUCACAGUUUAUACUGGAAAAGAGCAAAGAGACUUACUCGAUGUAUUAUAAUUGGUCUUACACUAAUCGUCAUGCUGGUACGCCUACGGAUCGCGUUAGUGGCCUUUACGGUCGGUUUAAGACGGAUAAAGCGCAAUGGAUGGGAGAUCAGUCUUCGGUUGCCAAUCAUGUCGAAUUGCACAACGUAUUCUUAUUGGGUAGCCCAAGCAUUCGACAUCGAAGAGGAAGGCAUGUUAUCUACGCUCAAUCGGGAGUAUCAGAUGGUAACGAACAAAUGCGGUGUAGUUGACAUGUCUUGGAAGGGAAAGAUUGAAGUAAAAGGAUGCUGA
Molecule: messenger RNA, 507 nt
Organism: Cylicocyclus nassatus
Lineage: Eukaryota; Metazoa; Nematoda; Chromadorea; Rhabditida; Strongylidae
Source: the annotation of a GenBank genome assembly